This is a messenger RNA of Effrenium voratum, 653 nucleotides long. The record is from the annotation of a GenBank genome assembly. NCBI's taxonomy places the organism in Eukaryota, Dinophyceae, Suessiales, Symbiodiniaceae.
GUACUUUGCAACCCACAUUGCUUCCGUUGUGACCCUUGUCAUCGAGUCCCUGAAUGCCAGAGCACACAAGGGCAAGGCAUGCCACCAGGGCAUCCUCGCUUGGCUUCAGACCCUGUCAACUGGCCGCAUUCCCUAUGGCCCGGUGCUCGCGCAGCACAGCAUGCGGCAGGGGUCCUGGAGGUUCACAGACUGCGGGUGGCUCUACCCGGACUGCCUCAGCCCCUGGUUUGAAAAAAUGAGGAUAGUCGUGCAUCCUGACUGGUUGCAUUUGUGCUCACUGGCCCUUGCCAAGGUGACAGGAGUGGCUCCAGUGGCUCCAGUGGAUCCAGCUUCUUGGCGGCAUUCUAGCGUAGCUGCUGCUCCAGCAAAGUCGUGGCUUGCAGCUGCCCGAGGCUUUAACUUCCUGGACCACUACGCCAAGGCCGUGGAUCGCAUCCACGUGUUGCUCAUCUUUGAGGGCAGCUGCCUCAGUGCGGCUGGCGUGGAGCUGACGGAGGACACGACGUCAACCAGGGCGCAGAUGAAGCAGCUGUGGCGCUACCGGGGCAAGGUUGACUGGAACAGCUGGUCCCUCCCGUAUCCCGGCGUCACGCCCCACCUCUUCAAGGCGGAAGGCAUCCUCCGGGACCACUCCCUGAGCUUGGUCGAGGACA